GCUAACGGCUAUUCCUAUUCAAAAAUGUACCAUCAGCUGUUCAAGUCCUUGGAGUACGCUGCCCUUCACCUUCUAAAUGGGUUUGACAGAAUUGGCCAUGAACAGCCAAACUGCGAUCAGACCUACGUCAUGUACCACGGCACCACCUGGACCAAUGCAACGGCCAUCCAGCGCGAUGGUUUCAAACAGUCUGCGGGCGGGAUGCUGGGCCGUGGCGUCUACCUCAGCUGUGACCUGAACAAGGCCAGCAGGUAUCCCAUCAACACUCCUGACUCAGAGCGGGUGGUGUUAAUGGUGGAGGUCAACGUGGGGAACGUGAUCGCGAUUAACUACCAGGGCCAUCCUCGCCAGAAGAACUGGCAUGAUCGCCGGUUCAGGGAGUCUUACGACACUGCCUGGUGCCCCCCGGACUGCGGCAUGACGAAGAGCGGCUUGGAGGAGGACUGCGUCUGGGACCCAGGCCGCAUCAAGAUAGUCAAGUGUAUCGCUCCGAUCACGAGGUCGGAGGGGUCGGAGAGGUCAGAGGGGUCGGAGAGGUCGGAGGGGUCGGGGGGGUCAGGGGGGUCGGAGGGGUCAGGGGGGUCGGAGGGGUCGGAGAGGUCGGAGGGGUCGGAGGGGUCCGGGGGGUCGGAGGAGUCGGAGGGGUCCGGGGGGUCGGAGGGACCUCACGACUGCGAGAUCGACCUCCAACCCGGCUCCGUUCCGCCUACGGGCCGCCUGUACGCCCUGGCCGCCCCUGAGGGAGAAGCAAUGGGCACGUACGUUAAUAAUUCUCUAUUGGCGGGCAUCAUCCGCCCUUCCUCAUCCCCGGCAGGAGCGGGGUUUUUCUUUGUUGCAAAGAGGGAUAAUUUGCUUCGUCCUUACAUUGACUAUCGAGGGUUGAACAACAUUCUGAUAAAGAAUCAUUACCCUCUGCCACUCAUUGCAUAUGCCUUUGACGAGCUUCUAGAAGGCGCCACCAUCUACGCCAAGCUCGACCUACACAACGCCUGUCAUCUGGUUUGGAUCCGCGAGGGACACAAAUGGAAGUCUGCUUUCAACACCCCCUCCGGCCACUGCGAGUACCUGGUGAUGCCCUUCGGCUUCACAAAUGCCCUGAAUAUCUUCCAAGCCCUGUGUGAGUUCCACGUCCCAUCUGCCUCCUUCCUGGGGUACAUCGUAGGGAGGGGGGCCGGGCUGACGGACUCAGCCAAGGUCUCCGCCGUCACUACCUGGUCCGUCCCGCACUCCCGCAAACAGCUUCAACGUUUCCUGGGUUUCGCCAACUUCUACCGGAGGUUCAACAGAGGUUACAGCGCGGUGGCAACCCCCCUCACGGCCCUCGCCUCCUCAAAAGUGCCUUUCCAGUGGACGUUGGCCGCCCAUGACGCCUUCCAGGCCCUCAAGGCACAUUCCUAUUCAAAAAUGUACCAUCAGCAGUCUUACUCCUGGGAGGAAGAUGACUUUCAGCUUCCAUAUGGAGUUGAGAAAAUUGGCCAUGAAAAGCCAAAUUGCGGUCAGACCUACGUCAUGUACCACGGCACCACCAGGACCAAUGCAACGGCCAUCCAGAGAGAGGGGUUCCGCCAGUCUGCGGACGGGCUGCUGGGCCGUGGCGUCUACCUCAGCCGUGACCUGAACAAGGCCAGCAGGUAUCCCAUCGACCCCAGUCUACCUGACUCAGAGCGGGUGGUGAUCAGGGUGGAGGUCAACGUGGGGAACGUGAUUGCAAUUAACUUCCAGGGCCAUCCUCGCCAGAAGAACUGGCAUGAUCGCCGGUUCAAGGAGUCUUACGACACUGCCUGGUGCCCCCCGGACUACCGCAUGACGAGGAGCGGCAUGGAGGAGGACUGCGUCUGGGACCCCAACCGCAUCAAGAUAGACAGGUGUAUCGCUCCGACCCCUAUGGCUGGGCCAAAGCCCGGCCAUCGCUUCUAGAAAUAGAGUGGGAGAACACCUCAUGUUGAGGUUAAAAAUAUUAGAAGAUUUGCCCCAUUCGGUCAAAGCUCUGCUUUUUGAUACAAUUUGAAUUUUAAAA
Gadus macrocephalus (Pacific cod) is the source of this 2017-nucleotide messenger RNA. RefSeq lists its product as uncharacterized. Gene Ontology annotation, molecular function: NAD+ poly-ADP-ribosyltransferase activity. NCBI's taxonomy places the organism in Eukaryota, Metazoa, Chordata, Actinopteri, Gadiformes, Gadidae. Gene Ontology annotation, cellular component: cytoplasm. The transcript has 4 exons. The coding region runs from base 25 to 1917 and encodes 630 amino acids. The record is from RefSeq and is a predicted model, not a curated record.